UUGUGUAGGGAUGUUGAUAAGAUUUUGAGUAGGAUAGGUUCUGAAAGUAUGGAUGAUGAGCAUUCACGGUCAGUUUUGCGGAUGAAAGAGAUUGCGUCAUCCGUUGUUACUAAACGAGCUAAGAUUUCAACUACUAGGCGUGGUGAACCUGCUGUAUCGGUUAAUGGAGUUGAUACGGAGACUGUGGAGAGCGGGGCGGGUUUGGCCUUGACCCUAAGCAACAAGGAUGUGGAUAUUGGAGGGCUUCACAAGAGUUUAUUUGGAAAUGAAGUAUGGGAGGUCAAAACUCAGACAGGAAAUGAAGAUGCUCAGGGUGAAAACCAGGGCAACAUAAUGAUUGAGCCAUCGGUUACGGGCAAUGGAGAUGUCAGGGGUGGAGGGGAAGAGGGCAGAACACUUGUUGAUGAAGCAAUUACAGCUUGCAAUGAGGAGCAAAUUGGACAGACAGAAGGGAUGAUGUUUGAUAAUAUGGAAUUGGAGGUUGAAGAUCUGUUGGGUACUGAAGAUGGCCAGAAUGGUAAGCAAGAAACCUUUAAUAGGGCAUCUGAGCCAAGAAAUGAGAGCAGUAAGCAGCAGGUGAGAAAAUCACCUCCACCAUCACCCGUUCCGCUCUCUUUUAUGUGGCCUGCAGAUGGGAAUAUCACCUUAGAUUGGGUAAAGAAUAUGAUGGCUACACUUGAUCAGGCUUCAAAGAAGGUUCCGCUCUCAGAGUUUCGGUCUGUCAUGCCAAUUUCUGUAGUGGAUGAGUUAAUUAAUGCUGCUUCAAGUACACUGUCCAAGGAACCAAAUUGCGUAGAAGUUGAUUGCCAUGGAGAGGCUUCAAGAGUUGUUUUAGUGGGUGACAUUCAUGGCCAAUUUCAUGAUUUACUCAAUCUUUUUGAUCUUGCUGGGCUUCCCUCUGAGAAUCAAUUUUAUGUUUUCAAUGGAGAUUAUGUAGACAGAGGAGCGUGGGGCUUGGAGGUGUUUUUGGUAUUGCUGGCUUGGAAGGUUUUGAUGCCUGGCAGAGUUUAUCUGCUUCGUGGGAAUCACGAAACGGCAUUUUGCACAACAGUAUACGGUUUUGAGCAAGAGGUCAAGACCAAAUAUGGUGAUCUAGGUGAAACGGUCUACAAGAAAUGCCUGGAAUGCUUCAAAGAACUCCCUUUAGCCUCCAUUAUAUCAAGUUGUGUAUACACCACUCAUGGAGGACUUUUCCGGAGCAUGCAGGUGGGUCCUUUGCGAAGGUCUAAGCGAAAGAGGGUACUGGAGUUAGGUUCUUUAGAAGACUUGUCUAAAGUGAAUAGAUUUCUUGUAGAUGCAUCAGAUGAAGUUCCAAGCAUAUUAACUGAUGUGCUAUGGUCAGAUCCAUCUAAAGAAGAUGGUCUAGUUGAAAAUGAGGGUCGAGGAAUGGGUCUAUCAUGGGGUCCUGAUUGCACCGAGAAUUUUUUAAAACAAUCCAAAUUAAAGUUGAUCAUAAGAUCACAUCAAGGUCCUGAUGCAAGGGUUGGUCAAGAUGAUUUUGGAGAUAUGUUAAAUGGAUACAGCCUGGACCAUGUUGGAGAAUCGGGGAAGCUCUACACCUUAUUUAGUGCUCCCAAUUACCCGCAGACUUCAACAGAUGGCUUCUCCUCGUCUCAAACCACUUCACCAGCUUGGAUUACCUCUAAGGUUGACUUUGAGGCAAUGGGCAUUUCAAACCCUCCUUCCUGGAGCAUUUCCUUGGCGGAUAAUGCAGGCGGCACCAAAGAUGUCCAAGUUUCUAGAGCCCCAACAGCAGCAGGACUGCCUCUACCUUCAGACUUGCCAGAGCCUCACAAGGCUGCGUUCGAGUAUCUCUUUGAGCUUGUUGCUGCGCUGAAGCAUAUGCUUUCAACAAGCGUGAUUGAGAGCAAAUCCCAAGGGUCGGCCGAAAAAGGAAGAGGACCAAAUGAAAACGAAGGGCAAAAGCAAAACAGUCUGGUCAACUUUAAGCCCAAGGAGAAUACAUCAGCAUAACAUGCCAAGACUGGCUAGACAUUCAUUGCUAUCCGUAUCUGGAGAUUCUUAUGUCUUUAUACCCUUAACGUUGUUUUUGUAAAGAUCAGACUUAGCUUAAUCACAGUAUGUGCAUUUCUAGAUGUGAAUACUUUUGUUAGUGUUUUGGGGCUCAAUUGGCAGGCUAACUACUAGGCUGUAGCUGCUGCUGUGAUGCGUUGUAAGUUGUAAUGCGCCAUAUGCACCAUUCAAUACUAUAAACGAGAAUAGAUAUAUGACCCUGUUUGUUUUGUAGGUUUGAACAAAAAUUUUAAUUCUAAUUUUUAUAGAACGA
Morus notabilis is the source of this 2287-nucleotide messenger RNA. Its product is annotated as serine/threonine-protein phosphatase 7. Gene Ontology annotation, cellular component: nucleus; cytosol. Lineage: Eukaryota; Viridiplantae; Streptophyta; Magnoliopsida; Rosales; Moraceae. Bases 49 to 1974 code for a protein of 641 amino acids. The record is from RefSeq and is a predicted model, not a curated record. Gene Ontology annotation, molecular function: protein serine/threonine phosphatase activity. The transcript has 7 exons.